AUGCUGCGUACCCAUUCUAAGAAGACGUAUAAAGUACCUACUGGAAUCUCUAGUGCUCCAUACUCUAAGCAAUUUGCAGGUACAUCAACUUCCGAUCUAAGAAUGGCCCAUCUCGAAGCGCGCAAGCACAUAUCCCCCGACUCAGGUUUCCCCAUCACCCUCCACCCCAACUUCAACCCCAAAAUCAAGCACCAUGCCCCUCCAGACUCCAUUCGUGAACCUUUCAACCCAUCAAAAGACCGAGCACUCUUUGCCGACCCUGAAAAGAAAGCCUUAUUUUCUGUGGCCAAGCCCGUAGACUUGACUGAGUCAAUCGGCACCCUUCUUGAGAAUGUGCAACUGUCUCAGCUGAACGAGCAGCAACUGGAUGAAUUGGCUCUCUUGGUGACCGAGAGGGGUGUGGUGUUUUUUAGGGAUCAGGACUUAACGACGGAAAAGCAAGUUGAGUUAUUCCAGCAUUACGGAAUUCUCGAUAAGCAUCCUGCUCAGAAGUCCUCGACACAUGGCUGCUCUUUCUCUACUGACGAAAUUAUACAGUUCGUGAAUAUCCACGGUAGCCGUGAGGAUCAUCGCGAGAUUGCCAAUUACACCCCAUGGCCGAGUGGCGAGUUCCACGCAGAUACUUCGUUUGAAAUUAACCCGCCAUCGUAUUCCCUCCUGAGAAUGGAAGAGCAUCCAGACGUCGGAGGCGACACUGCCUGGGUCUCCCAAUACGGCCUAUACGACGCUCUCAGUGACGCUUACAAGAAAUUCCUCGAUGGCCUCCACGCAGUACACACCUCUAGACUCCAAUAUGACACAAUCCUAGACCUCUGGGGCGUCGGUCCGAACAGACCACCCAUCGACACCCACCAUCCCGCCGUUCGAACGCACCCAGUCACCGGACUGAAAGCCCUGAACGUGAACACCGGGUUCGUAACCGGCUUUGCAGAACUCAAGAAACUCGAGUCAGACAAGCUUCUGGAUUUCCUAUCACAUCAUAUCCAUGCCGCUGAUGAUCAUUACGUGCGUUGGAAGUGGGCUGUUGGCAGUGUUGCGAUGUGGGAUAAUCGCUGUACCGUUCAUCGAGUGAUCCCCGGAAGGUAUAAAGGGAACAGACGAGGAAUUCGAACGACCGUCUUCGGUGAGAAGCGUGAGUACCCGAAAUACAUCAAUGCUUAUUUUGAUCCGGCAAGUGAGAGUCGAGAUGAGCGCAAGUUGCGCGAAGAGAAGAUCGCCAAUGGGAACGCUUAA
This is a messenger RNA of Aspergillus bombycis, 1233 nucleotides long. RefSeq names its product TauD/TfdA dioxygenase family protein. The coding region runs from base 1 to 1233 and encodes 410 amino acids. The transcript has 11 exons. Gene Ontology annotation, cellular component: cytoplasm. Gene Ontology annotation, molecular function: 2-oxoglutarate-dependent dioxygenase activity. Lineage: Eukaryota; Fungi; Ascomycota; Eurotiomycetes; Eurotiales; Aspergillaceae. The record is from RefSeq and is a predicted model, not a curated record.